AAGAAGAAGAAGAAGAAAAGGAGGAGGGCGUCACACUUGGCGCAGACAAAACAACGAGACCGUACAGGUAGAGGUGGUAAAGGUAAACGACGAGAGCUAAAGAAAUCUGGCAUGGCGCCACCGGCACCGGCCGCUCUCCUCCUCCCCUCCAACCAUUCCUAUCGCCCGCUCCUGCCUCGCCCAAUCCUGCACCACGCCACCGGCUUCGCCUGCGCCUCGGCCUCGCCCUCGCCGCCCCCUCGCCUUCGCCUUCGCCUUCGGCAUGCCGCCCCGCUCCGUGCCGCCGCCCUGCCGGCCAUCGCCAUCGCCCCCGGCGACCACUGGGGCAACUGGGCCUUCCUCCUCUCCGCCGCCGCCUUCGGCACCUGGUCGGAGGAGUCCACGUCGUGGGGCGCCGCGCUCAGCGGCUCGCUCGUCAGCAUCAUGGCCGGCCUGGCCGCCACGGCCACGGGUCUCGUCACGGCCGGCGCGCCGGCGCAAGACGCCGUCAUGGACUACCUGCUGCCGGCCACCGUCCCGCUCCUGCUUCUCGGCGCCGACCUCCGCCGCGUCGUCAGCACCACCGGCGACCUCCUCAAGGCCUUCCUCAUCGGAUCAGUUGCAACUACAAUUGGCACAACGAUAGCCUUUCUGUUGGUUCCUAUGAAAUCACUGGGUCAAGAUAGCUGGAAGAUCGCCGCUGCGCUCAUGGGCAGCUACAUUGGUGGAGCGGUGAAUUACGUCGCAAUCUCUGAAGCACUUGGCGUUUCUCCGUCAGUGCUAGCAGCCGGUGUGGCUGCAGACAACAUCAUCUCUGCACUCUACUUCAUGACCCUCUUCUCGCUGGCAGCCAAGAUACCAGCUGAACCUAAAACUGCUCAAGCAGAGGGUAGUAACGGCGGCGAGUCUGAGGGCGGAAGGCGGAUGUCGGUGCUCCAUGGCGGCGCGGCGGUGGCGCUGUCGUUCGUGAUCUGCAAGGCCGGGUCGGCCAUCUCCAGCCAGCUGGGAAUCCAGGGCGGCACCCUGCCGUGCGUGACGGCGCUGGUGGUGGCGCUGGCGACGGCGUUCCCGCGGCUGCUGGGGAAGCUGGCGCCGUCCGGCGAGACCAUCGCGCUGAUCCUGAUGCAGGUGUUCUUCACGGUGGUGGGCGCCAACGGCAACCUGGUGGACGCGGUGACCAAGGCGCCCAGCGUGUUCGCGUUCGCGCUGGUGCAAGUGACCAUCCACCUAGGCAUCGUGCUCGCCGCAGGGAAGCUGAUGGGGUUCGAGCGGAAGCCGCUGCUGAUCGCGUCCAACGCCAACGUGGGCGGGCCGACGACGGCGGCGGCCAUGGCGACGGCCAAGGGGUGGAGCUCGCUGAUCGUGCCGGGCAUCCUGGUGGGCAUGUUCGGGAUCUCCAUUGCCACGUUUGUUGGCAUCGGGUUCGGCAUGUUUGUGCUCAGGAGGAUCUGCGGCGCCUAACCAAUCUAUAGUACUAACAAUUCAAUUGGUUUAUAUAUAGCUGUGAUCAAUAAAUAAUAAUGGAGGAGUAGUAGCAAUGAAGAAUCAUGCAUGCAUUUCAAUGAAAAGUGUAAACAUUAGAAGAAGAAGAAGAAGAAGAAGAAAAUACUGUAUUAUUUAUCAAGAGUAAUACUAUUAUUAUUAGAAGAA
Molecule: messenger RNA, 1629 nt
Organism: Oryza sativa Japonica Group (Japanese rice)
Lineage: Eukaryota; Viridiplantae; Streptophyta; Magnoliopsida; Poales; Poaceae
Source: RefSeq, a predicted model, not a curated record